Messenger RNA from Vigna angularis (adzuki bean), 1395 nucleotides. Its product is annotated as transcription factor TCP9. NCBI's taxonomy places the organism in Eukaryota, Viridiplantae, Streptophyta, Magnoliopsida, Fabales, Fabaceae. Bases 159 to 1235 code for a protein of 358 amino acids. Gene Ontology annotation, cellular component: nucleus. The transcript has a single exon. The record is from RefSeq and is a predicted model, not a curated record. Gene Ontology annotation, molecular function: DNA-binding transcription factor activity; sequence-specific DNA binding.
UAGUGCAUUUUGGUGUUUUAGCCACCACACCUAAAAAAUCCCUUCCUGCUCCUUCCUUGAAUUUCACUGAAGCCAAUCCAACAAAAAAAAAAAUAAUCUUUUGUAUCCCCAGUCUUCCAAAUCUCUCUAGAUUAAUCUUCCAAUUCAGAAUCAGUGAAAUGGCGUCCAAUCAGGAGGAGCAGGACAUGGAUCAAGACCAAGAUGGAGGAACAACGGACCUCAGCACCAGCGAUGUCGACGCAGACAAAGCCUUAUCCCAAAGCACCAACCUCAAUGGACUUCAACAACACUUCCAAGACAAAGCCAUAGCCUUCCAAGCCUUGCCGCUCAAAAACGAGCCAACGGAUUCCGACCCUGACCCGGACCCCAACGCGCCCAAUCCUCCUCCACCGCUGCCGACGAUGCAGCUUCAGCUCAAAUCGCCCAGGCGCUCCUCCACCAAGGACCGCCACACCAAAGUCGAAGGCCGAGGCCGCAGGAUCCGAAUACCCGCCACCUGCGCCGCCCGGAUCUUCCAACUGACCCGAGAGCUGGGCCACAAAUCCGACGGCGAAACCGUCCGGUGGCUCCUCGAGCACUCCGAGCAGGCCAUCAUAGAAGCCACCGGCACAGGCACGGUGCCAGCCAUCGCGGUCUCUGUCGGCGGCGCGCUCAAAAUCCCAACGACCUCGAGCGCCAACCAAAACAGGGGCGAAGAAGGCGCGUCUAACAAGAAACGGAAACGCCCUUCUAACAGCGAGUUCGUGGACAUAAACGAUACCGUUUCGCAGACGUCCGGUCUGGCCCCGGUUCAAGUACCCCAAGGACUGGUCCCGGUCUGGGCCGUUAGUAACCCCAGCAUGGUUGUCCCCGCCAACACGUUCUGGAUGAUCCCGCAGGCCGCGACCACCAGGAACCCCUUGGGCGGAGUUACGGGCCCCUCCAGCCACCAGCCUCAGAUAUGGGCCUUAUCUCCCUCCGUGUUGAACGUGGCGGCCAGGCCCAUAUCGCCUGUCGUGACAACAACGAAUAUUCCAGAAGCUUGGUCCGUCAUGACGGCCUGCUGUAACGGUUCAAACUCAGCAGCGGUGAGUACGAGCACUGUGGGAGCUAGGUCGUCUACCAAUUCCAGCAUGGCCCCUAGCGUUCCUUCCAGCGCCACCAAGACUCAGACGCUGAGGGAUUUUUCCCUCCAAAUUUACGACAAGCAAGAGUUGCAGUUCUUGGGCCGGUCUGGCCCAAACGCCAACCCAUGAGAAACACGUUAAUCCAGCAUUAGGAACCUUUUUUUUUUCUUCUUUUGUUUAGAGUUUCUCUUGAAUAAAUGUGAGCAUGUGCAAAUAAUGGAGAGUGACCAGUGUUGGUGGUGUUUUCGCAGUUUUAACUGGUAGUGAUGAUUGCCAUGUUUGUUUUCCG